Molecule: messenger RNA, 11454 nt
Organism: Ostrea edulis (European flat oyster)
Lineage: Eukaryota; Metazoa; Mollusca; Bivalvia; Ostreida; Ostreidae
Product: E3 ubiquitin-protein ligase arkadia-B-like
Exons: 16
Coding region: 1058-4339 (1093 amino acids)
Molecular function (GO): ubiquitin protein ligase activity
Source: RefSeq, a predicted model, not a curated record
AUCCGGUGUGUAUGAAAGGUUUGCCUCUAUUGGGAUGAAAGUUCGUACUUUUACCGAUAUCCUGUGGAUUAGUGUUAAACCCAAAGAGAUACAGCAAGAUUGAAACAGAACCAAUGAAAAUUAAGGUGAAGUUUACGAUCCAUAUAUAAUAGUAGGAAUCAACAGAUUUAUUUCAUAAUAUAUAAAAUAGCUAAAAAGUUAACGGAGAAUUUAUGCUUGAAUGGAAAUAAAAGUCAUCUCAUUAUUAAUCUAAAUUUAUGUUAAGAUACACGUAUUUAGUUUAGAAAUGAACUGCAUGGCAGAAGUCCUCUCUAUUUAGAAUUGGAGUCAUUCAGUGCUGCGCUCACCAAGUCUCUAUAUUAGGCGAGUCAAAAAAUAUUAGGCCUUUUUCAUAUAAUAGGGCCUACCAGUGAGGGUUAUUUUUUAUUUUUUUAAAAAGGGCUUAUUUUGAAUUAUUUUGGACUUUAGGGGUACACAAGACGCUGUUGACAUGCAUUAGGAAUAUUUUCAACAAAAAUAAGUCAAUCAACCCUUGUAGCUUAUUCGGAGGGGGGGGGGGGGGGGGGGUUCCUGAAAGCAAGCACCUGUGGUAUAAUACUUACUGUGACCUCAUAGUACUUUUGUGUAUACUAUGACAGAUAAAUACGACUGAAGAAGACCGGUAACACGGUCGAAAUAUUUCUAGAAAGUGUUUAGAGUUGGGUUUUUUUUUUAAAUAUCAUAUCAUUACAUAUAUACUGAACAAAUUCGAGCUGCAUAUUUGUUGUCAACAUUUGGCGCAUGCACAGUAGCCUUGUUCUGAAGUUACGGAGCGAAAUAUUAAUGAGUAUGAAUAGUUUUCUCGAAAAUUACGGUUUAGUCAUUCAUCAAAAUGUUAGAAUUUACAGUUUUUAGAUAAGGAAUAUUGACCAUAAUUAUCAUUAAUAUCAUUAUAGACCAAUGAAAACCUUACAUUUUCUUCACUUCCGGUAAGUCAGUCAAAAUGGAGAACACAGGAAAUUGAUUUUCGCAAACAAAAACAAUAUUAUUUACCACCGAAAUAACAGCUUACGGUGAUAUGAACUCUGAGGUUCUUCAGCUGUCCCCGGAGGCCUCUCCAUCCACCUCAUGGGCUCCUGUCCAGGACGGUCCAUUUUCCCAACUGAAGACAGAGCACGAGUCCAGUAAGCCAGAUUCACCCCUUCAUACAGAGAGAGUGUCGCCUCUGUUGGUUGACAAUGGAUCCCUUGGUGGGCCCCUUCAUAUACAGACAGAAGUACAGGCAGAAGUCAUAGCAGAACAAACUAUUGCAAUUACAGAAGAUGGUAGCACCUGGGAUGAAAACACUGAUGUUGUUUCCAUGGAAACCAUGUCUUCUAAUUCAACACCUGUGCCAGAUGGAGGUGAAGACUUACCAACUGAAAGAAAUAUGACAGACAACUUCAGAUCCUACAUGGACCAUCUGUCUCAUCUCUCCCCUGACCCGGACAGCAAUACGUCACCAUGGCAGCGACCUAUUAAUGAUAGUAAUGCAGUUGACAUGUGUUCCUCUGAUGAAUCUGUAGAUAGUAACCAUUCUACUCAGGACUCCAGCAAAGAUGCAGAUACAGCUAUGGUGACUUCAGAUAACAAUAGAAGAAGGAGUUAUAUCAAUGAAUCCUUUGAGUCUUGGGGGGAGGAUACAAAUCCAUAUGAUGUGUACAACCCCCACAAUCCCUAUGCCCUUUUUAAUCUCCCAACUCCUGCUACCCACCAGCAGCCUACCACAUUUAAUGGAUUUGAUUACCGGACUCGAGUAUUACCACAUGAACAUGAGCGAGGGGGAGGGUUCCGACGGGUGGGACGCCAUCCCUCCCACACCUCGACCCACAACUCUGCUAGGGAGAGAUCUGCUCCUAGGGAGAUUAUUCCCCCUGUACCUACAGGAAGAGUGUCUCCCGGAAUGCGUGUCUGCUCCCCACCAGCCAUAGUAAGAGUAGGAUCUCAGCCCCAUGGUGAGAGAAUCAUAGUGGCUCCUCUUCCUGAAAUGGAGAAUGUGACAUUAGGGAUUCCAAGCUCUACAUUCCCAAGACCAGCAACCAUGCCAGGGGCUGAGAGAACUGACCCAAAUGUUGGUCUAGAGGACAGAAUGGAAAUGAACCUUGAAGUUGGAGAUGAUGUAAAUCAAGCUGAUGGAGUUCCAAUGUCAUGCGACUCAAGAUUCUGUGCUGCAUCGUAUAAGUCUUGUUCAAAAGCUGCAGAAAAGUCUAGUAAGUCUCAUCACUCAUGUCCAACCUACAGAGGUAGUGGACAUUGGCGGAGUCAGAAGAUAGGUAGACAUUCCUGUAUGAGGGGGGUUGAUUCCCAUACUGACAGAGGGUCUCCAUUCUGUGAUCAUUCCCAGCCAGAAAACUCAACAUCAAGGGAAAACUCCCAAAGGGCAAUAAUGAAUGGACAAAAUGUUCUGCAAGGGGAUUCCAAACCACAGAGGGAACAUUUGAUAGGGGCUACAGGGACUGUCAGUGUACUAGAGCACAGGUCAGAGGGUGAAGGUCGAGAAGUCAGUGAUUUAUUGAGACCGGUUAGUUAUGAUGAGGACUCUGGUGCCCCUGUGGCAGGUUGUCAGGGUGUGGAUGUUCUCCGGAGUGACAGUGAGGGGGAGGACCUAGGCAGCAUUGACCUGACCCAAUCUGAUCUGGAGGAGAGAGGUCCAGGGGAGGGGGCAGAAAGAACAGACUCUCCUAUAGUGCCUAUCCUCCCCUUCGAUACAGAUGACCCAGAUACAACUUAUCAGUCAGAUGACAGUGAUGUUGAGGUCAUUGGCGUCGAUGCUGGUGAAAGAUUUCCUCGCCGAAGACAGGAAUCCACAGGGAGAGCAACAGUAGUAGUAGAUCUCACAGAGUCUGACGAUGACCAAGAAAAUAACCGGUCCAACAUCAUGUCUUUCAAUGUGCCCCCUACAUCCCAACCUGCCACAGUGGAGAAUCGCCAACCCAGUUCUGCACCCAAUUUUCCCUGUAACCCUAGUAACUCUGAGCUUGGGACUGGAGCUCCACCGCCACAAACCUCCAUGUUCCAGCCCAUUCCACGGGCUUACAGACAGCCCCCACCUGCUCAUGUCCAUCCAAACUUUGGUGUACCUAUGAUGUGUCGAUCUCAUGACCAUGGUCAGGCAUGCAGUGGGCAUGGAUGCAACCAGCAUCCAGCAGCACACAUGCUUCCCUGUUCUGAACGUCUAGGCUGUGCUUUCCAUGAGAAUGGUCACCCCCACAUGGGUGUCAAUCAUCCUAGUCACAUGCCUGGGCCACACACAGGCCAUGCUCACAUGGGUGCCAGUCACAGCAAUCAUGGACACCCCUCCUCAAUGCCAGGACACCCAUCUCGUGGUGGCCUACAUCCUCAUCCGCAUUUACAGCGUCACACCCAUGGGGCCCAAGGGGCCUGUGGAGGUAACUGUUCCCAUGGUGUGCCACCACACAUACACCAUGCAGCUCCACCUCCACAGCCGCCACGAGCCCACAUACACCACCACCACUACCACCCCUCUCCAAUCCUCCCCCCAGGAGUGGUGCCCUUCCUUUUGCCACAGCAACAUUUACCUGAGAUGGCUACAAGGAAUAUAGAGGGAAUGCCAUUGUUUCAACACAAUUCUAUCAGUUCUGCGAGUUGCCUACAGAAUGGCGCUCCACCCCCAAUGAUGAACUGGCCCCGAUCUCAGCCUCAGAUGACCCCAGGACAGUGUGGGACCUCCUUCACUAGCCAGAGAGCUACACCCAACCCACAUCCACACCACCCCCCAGAGGCCAUGCCAACUUCUUGUGGUCAAAACCAGAUGAACCCAGGUUCUCAACCUCACCAACAUCUACAUCAUCAUCUUCAUCAUUAUCACCACCCUCCCAGGAUCCAUCACUUCCCUAUUGCUCCAGGGAUGCCUUCAGACUUUGCUCCUAUUCAUCAGAUUACCCCUAUGCACCCACAUGCUCUUCCAGCAUUUACAUACCAGCUGAACUAUAACAUCCCCCGCAACCUUCAGCUCAGGAUGGGUCGCAUGAUGAUGCCUCACAGACCUACAUACGAGGAACUGCUGAGUUUGGAAGAGAGGCUCGGUAAUGUCAAUAGAGGGGCAACCCAGGACAUCAUUGAAAUGAAUACAUUACCCUACAAGUACAAAAAGAUGAAGAAGGAUGGGGAUGAUGACCAGCUUGAGAAGUGUACAAUUUGUCUGAGUGAGUUUGAGAUGGAAGAAGACGUCAGACGACUCCCUUGUAUGCAUUUAUUUCACAUCCAGUGUGUGGAUCAGUGGCUGACAACCAAUAAGAAGUGUCCCAUCUGUCGAGUGGACAUAGAAGCUGGAAGUAAAGGACGCAUUGCACAUGAAUGAAAGAUAACAGGGAGGUGGAAGUGGGCUGGUGAAGGAUUUAUAGUUAGGGAUGUGACUUUUGGUAUUUCUUUAAAAAUGGGCCAAGUUCUUAUACAUUGUUUAAAAAAAGAUAAGUCAUGUGGCUUAAUUUCUGUUCAGAUGGAAAGGGUGUGUUACGAAAAUUAUGUAUUUUGUUGAAUUUGAGUACUACCUUGUGUGAAUUUCCUUAUAUGAAAAAAAAUGGUAUGAAAUUGCAUGGAAAAUAACAAUUCUUCACAAAAUAGUUGAUUUUAAGUGAUAGCUGAAUAAGUGCUAAAUAUUUAGUUUUAAUUAUUUUUCUUGAUAUACUGGUUGGUACUAAAAAGUAUCCUGGGUUGUAGACUUAACGUAUUUGCAAGUAGAAAAAAAUUGUCAAAAUAAGUUUAAUUUGUGCUGUAUUGAUUGCAGAGAAGACAUGGAUCCUUAGUUUUGGGGUUUUAUUUUUUUGAUAGACUUUAGUAUUGAAUUUGAAUUUUUGAAAAAAAUAUCUGUUUUUGGUUUGAUUUAUUAAACAAUAUUAAUCUAAUGACAUCUAAUAUAGUUUAUUUUUGAGAGUUUUGCCUCAUUGCUGUGCAUUUUUAUUUCUGCAUUUAUUUUGAAGUGUUUCCAUGCAUUUUUUCUGUAAUAUCACGGUCUUUUCUGUAAUAUCACAGUCAUUGACAGACACUGUCUUUGCAGUAUUGCACUUAAAGAAACUUUGUAAUGUGUUCUUUUUUUUUUUCCCUCGUCUUUAAAAGGUGCUAACUAUUGUUGUUUUAUUUAUUUUCACUAAAUUAGAUUAAUGAUACAAAUACACUUGUUUUCUAAUGUAUAUAUCAAAAUAAAUAUAAUAAUGCUUUGGUCAUGGUCUGCCUAUAUGCAUAUGUUUACAUUGAGUUAAAUCUACAUUUCCCAGCCCCUAUCAAUCCUGAAAAUAUCUGUAGAAUUGCCUUAUGUCUAGUCUUCCUACCUCUUACCGCUACAUUUAUAGAAUUAUUUUUUUGAAAACAUGUGUUCUAUUUUUAAGCAUGAUGCAAUAGUCAAUCUAUUUUAUGGAAAUAUACACUUGCGUAGAGGUAAUUUGCACUAAUAAGUGGCUUUGUAUUACAAUUUUUAUAUUAGCAUUGCUGAAAUAAGAAGUAGUGAGGAAUAAUUUAAAGUUUGGGUUAUCUUGUAUGGCCCAGAUCUAGUUCACCUGAUCAAGAUUUGUUUGGCAUCUGUCUAUUUGGCAUACAUUUUUCACAUCUUAAUCUUCUCAAGUACCACAAUGCCAAUUUCAGUUAAACUUCCACAAAGCAUUCUCUGAUGAAGGGGAUUCAAGUUUUUUUUUAAUGAGGGAUCAUGGGAUAUUUGAUAGGGUGAUGAUUACGGAAUUAAAAAAAAAAUCAUUCUGAAGAAUAAACUAGAAAAGUUGAAACUUAUAUAAUUUAUAUAAUAUAGAUUCAAAUUUGUUCAAAUCAUAACCCAUCAGGGUAGUACCAAAACAGGUUCAAAGUUUUUUUUUAAAGGUAUACAUAGGAUAAUUGUUAUAGGGUAUUCAGAAGAAGUAUAGGUCAGAGUUUUGCAGAACAAUCACAAGGGCACGAUUCGUGUCCUCGUGUAGUGUAUAGAGCCGUGACACCCUGAACUUCGGGUUGGGCCACUAGAGGACUUUUGAAGUUUUACAUAUUAGGUUGAAAUAAGAAAAUAAUUUUCAAGAGGCUACAAUAUAUUGAAGGAAAAUGUAAGCAUUUUCAUGUUGUGCAGUUUGUUCACACUUAAAAGGGCCAGGACAGGGCAGAAAGAGGGUUUCAAUGUUUGAUAUGUUUCAAAUAUAUAGGGAAUUCUUUAAGAGCCAUAAGGGUUAAUAUGCAAGCAUAAUUGGUAUAUAUUAAAAAAAAAUUUACCCAGUGAAACCCAGGAUUAAGGGUGGGGCCACAAGAGAUGGUCAAAUGGUAAGGCCAAAAUAAAAUUAUAGUUCGUUUGGAAUUGCCGCCCGGUCAUUAAAAAAAUUUUUGUCGAUAAAAUUUUUUUUUGUUUUUUUUUUGUUUUUUGGUUCCAUCGGUAAAAUAAAAAGUUUAUAAUUUUGUUCGAUCGACGAAAUACUUAUCUUUUAAACAUUGGGUUUGACAUCCACUUUUAUAUAAUCAGUCGGAUCAGUAAAAUGCUUUUUUCUUGCAAUCUGUAUUGUUGUUGACAAACAGAGGCUGCCAAAUUGUCAGCGUAAAGUGUCCCGCUAUUGUCAGCGUGAAGUGUAAAGCGUCCUGCUAUUGAGCCAAAUAUUCCCUUCUCUGUUUCUAUAUAUGAGGUGAAAAUCAGCAAUAUAACUUACAGUUUUAGUCUUCACAAUAUUUUAAAAGAGAUCGAGAGCGAAUUGAAAACUCCGAUGUACCACUGUCAGAUGACACGGGCAAUAUCGACCAGAGUUACGUGGAUCUUACAUAUGUGAAUUGCUUAAUCCACAUGGAGUUUGCAUACUAUGCUGACGCAGCUAAGUGCAUAAGGAAAUAUUUAUGCUUUUACUGUGCAUCAGCUAAUACCAUGCAGUUCCAAAGGACCAAAAUUUAUUAAAGAAAUUAUGUGGGUUCUCCUAGCCUGUGCUGAUUGUCUUGUCAAAGGGCUAGAGAUUUUCAAAGAGAAAUCCUUGAAAAUAGACUGAUGAAAUUAUUGAUAGGAACUGUGACAGUUUUGUCAGAGUUUUGAGGAUUUUGAAAUCAUUUUAGUUUUCACCUUUUUUCCCCGUAUUGAUUGGUUCCGAAUUAAACCGAAAAAAUAUCUGAAAAAUAAAUCUGUUAAUACUGUUUUCUAUAUUGAUUUUGAAUUCAACUUCAAUAAAAAAAAUAAUAAAUUCCCUCCCUCCCCCCCUCCCUCCUGGGUCCCAAACCCCCAUGCGACAAUUCCAAACAAACAUUUUUUUAAGGAUGGCCUAAUAGGAAUAUAUUCUUUGAAAACCUUCUUCUCAAGAACCAAUGGGGUACAAUGUGUCAAAUCAAUAUGGAAGCAUGUUGUUAAGAUUCAAAAAUUGUUCAGAUAAAAAAUCCCUAAGGUCAGGGAGGGAGGGGUGUUUUAUUUGGGGAAAAUGCAAUUGUUCAGGUGAGCAAUGAAAUUAAUAGGCCUCUUGUGUUGAGAUGUAAUUUCAUGUACAUUGAGGCAUUUUGUUUUGUAUUAAUGGGAUAGGGUCUAUUAUCUUCAAAUUCUACAAUAAAUUUACAGGAUUCUACAGUACAUGGGAAGACAAUUUUAGAAACACUGUAUGUAUAAUUAACACGCAUACUUAUUAAACCUCCAAUGAACAUGAUUAACAUUGAAGCAUUAGCCAUUGUAUACCUCAUUAUCAAACAAUGACAGAUGAGAAUUUUGUUCAUUACACAUUUAUUGAAAUCAAAUGGAUAGAGUUCAAAAUUUAUUUCAUUACACAAUAAAUCCUGUCCAAGGCAAGCCUGGUUCAUAUGGAGUAUAAAGGAUUGGGUUUGCUGCUUACUAAUUGAACCUGUUUUAUUUUUGCUAAGAAUAAUUUUUAUCAUUGUGGAAAGCUUGUAAGAGUUUUAAAGGUUUUGUUGUACGAGUUUAAUUAACUGUGAUAAUUUGAUAUUUAUGUUCUUUAAAAGUUUUAAAUACAUACAUGGUUGUACAGAAAGCCAGCCAGGAGGAAAAUUUGAUACUAACUCUUUAUGGAAGUUUUAUCACAUUAAUGAUUAAGUAUUGUUAGAAAUAUGAAGAAAACUUCCUUUUAUACAUGCAAAUGAGUGUAACUGAAAUGUCCCAGUAUUUGUUGAAUAACUAGUGUUUGUACAUGUAAUAUCAAACUAUAUGAGCAAACAAAUUCCCUACCAGCAUGUGAGUAUGUUGGAGAUCGGUAUACUGGUCAAAAUUUCUAACCCACUAAUGCACAAAUGCGAGUGAAUUUUAAAUCCAGUCAUAUUUACAUGUACAUACAACCAUUGUUGUAUUAAAUUUCUUAGUAAAAAGUCCUUUCAACAUCAAAUGGAAAUAUGAAUACAUGUAUUACAGAUUACAGACACCUACAUUGUUAGAAUUAUGAAAUGAAGUAACUUGGGGUGGUUAAUAAAAACGUGUUAACUGUCCUAACUAUAUCUGUUGAAAUUGAAAACAUUUAAUGUGACUUUGAGAUUCAUUAGACCGCGACACUCUGUGUCUCUGGGUAAAAUUUGUGCUCCUGUGUAGUAACAGUAAAACAAAAACUCUUGUGUUUUCAUGUUCUUUGUGGUAGGAAAGAAACCAGGAAUAUAUGAAGAGCUAGUGAAUUAUCUAUUCCAUUACAUUUACUCUGUUUCAAAGCAAUAUUUACGGAAUUUAGUACGAAAAUGUUUACACAUGUUGCUUUGCAGUUCAGCUGCCACAUAAGUCAUAGAUGAAUAAUGGCAAAGGCCCCAGAAGUAUGGAUGACCUAAAUUAUGGAUGACAAUUAAUAGACAAAGAUUGAUUCAUGCUCAUCAGUUUGUAGAUUUGCAAACUGGUAGCCAUACAUGGUUUAAUCAUAUCAUCUAAUAUUAGAUAUAAUCCUUCAAGGUUAAUAUUGACGUUAUGAUGCUAAACCAUCAAACAUCUGGUUGUUUAUUUGGCAGUAUAAUUUGUUUGUCUUUAAUUAGCAAUUUAACAAUAUGUUGAUUAAAUAGCUUAUACAUAGUAUUGUCUAUAGUAAUCUCAUGUAACAUGGAGUGGUAAGAAAUAUGAUUAGUAUACCUGUACUCCCUGUAGUGAGGGAUAUACGUGUAGGCGGGUGCUUCACAUAUUUAUUGAAUGUUUAGUCACCUCGGAGUGAAUUAUUGAAAUGUAAUACGAUUUGGAGGCUGUUGUUGCUUGCUAUAGCUGUAAUUUGUAAUCUUUUCUUUUGGAUUAUUUGGAAUUUGUCUGGAAUGUCUAACUAUUCUUGGAAAUAAACUUCAUGGAUUCUGUGCUGAAUUAACUAUGAUGGAAAUGUCCAGUUUAACUAUUAUGGCUUUAAAAUUUCCUUAAAUCUUCAUAAAAAGAAACAAAUUUGAAGAAUUUAUUACAUUUUUUUUGUUCUAUCACAUCCAUUACAAUUUCAUAUGAUUUGCCUCAAAUUAGUACCUGUUGUCAAAAGUGAUAUAAGUUUGCAAUUUUGCUAUAUAUGAUAAGGGCCUAAUCUUGUACACGCACCAACAAAAAAAAAAACCCUAGUAAAAAUUCAGGUGAAUUUCUAGAGAUUUCAAAUAAUUCUUUAUUUUCAAUUCUUCUGAUCAGUUUCAUACUAUUUUUCAUGAUUUAAAUCAGAAUGCAACAUUUUACUGUUUAUUGUUAUUUGUCUUUGGUGUCUAUCAGGUAUUACACUUAAAUAUUCCGUACAGUUGUAUCACCAGUCACUCUUACAAAUGUUCCUUGUAGCCUAUGAAAUUAUUGUUUCUAUGUAAUUUUAAGAUUAGUAUGACUGCUGUGACAUAUGAUUGAUAAAGACAGUGAAUUUCUUCUCCAGAAUGGCUACCGUUCCUGGUUACCAUACUUGGUACAAGUGGACCUUUUGUGGUCCCGCAGAAGUGUAAAUAUUACAUUUUGGAGCAAUCUGACUUUCAGUAUAGCCAACAUGGCAUUUGAUAAGCUGAAGAUUUUAUAGUCGGGUUAGCAAUUGGACCUGUGUUUGAGAUAUACGUACAGUAUGCAGUUGAGAGAUGCACAUGUAGUUUGCAGAAAGGACUGAUUAAUGAAAAGUGGUACAUUUAUGAUGUAAUGUCUUAGAUCACUGGCAUUUUUCUAUAAAUAACACACAGUGUAGUGCUAUAAAUGAGAUAUUAUCUUACAAUGUAAUUAUCUAGAACAACCACUUCUCUAAAAUAUUUUAAUCCAAUUAUUAAGGGUUUUUUAUUUGUUUUAUGUCCCAUUCAUGAAUUGUUCACUCACAAGACAUCACCAGCUGUAGAUUGACAAUGACUCUGAAGAUUUCUGUUUUCCUCUUGCAGAGGUUUAUGUACUAAAUUAUGUAGGGUUAUGUAGUAAAAGUUAAUGUUGAAGUUUCAAUCAUAAUAUCUCUGCAACAGUUUUAAAUCUGUCCUGAUGAAAUGCAAUAAAUGGUUUAGAUUUUUCAUGAUAAAUAUAGCAGAAUCAACUCCAGAAUACAUUUUUAAGCAAAAGAUUUUUUUCAUUGAAAUUAUAGCUCAAAACAUAAUCAACAUUAUGACUUUAUGCUUUACAUGUAUCAGAAAGCCAUGCACUCUUCACUGAAAUGAAGCUUUAAGCUUUGCUUUAAGAAAAAAGUAAUUUUAGGAGCCCAAAGCAGGACCAUAUACCAUACAUAGUCCUAUAGGUUAAAACUAACUUGUGUAAAGAUUUUUCAUGAAGUGCAGUUUUCAACAAACAAAAUUUCUCUAUCACUUGAAAAUUUAUGGCAUGAACAUGGAGGUUUUUUUUUUUUUUUUUACCUAUGCUUGAUGCUUUCUGAAAGGAAAACUGAAACGUAUCCAAUGUGUGAAUAUUGACUAUAAAAAAUAUCACUUUAUGUUGCAUUUCUGAAUUGGGCCAUUUUGGUCAAAUUUGGAAUAGUUACCAAUGUAUGAAGCAAAAGCACGACUGUCAAUUUUUGUGGUCAAGUAGAACCCUUAUCAUACAUAGUACAGCAAAUUUUUCAAAAGUGUGAAUAUCAGAAAACAAGCCAAUAGUAUGAACCAGAUCAUGUACUUUCCAUUUAUUUAUAACAACAUGUGGGAUUUGCUAUCGUAUGGUGUAGGUGUAAGCCAAAGGCACUUAAUGUUAUAUUUUUCAACAAAAAAAAUCACAUUUACAUUUUAAAAUCACGUAAACUUAAUAUUUAGGGUAUGGUACUUGCAUUAUUUUAUACAUGUGGGAUGCAUGUGGUGUUAACAUCAGUUUGUAUAUCUGCAAGUUGGAUGAAAAACAGGAAUUUUUUUAAUAUAUUUCAAAUUCAGAGUAAUGAAACCUUAUGAAGGUGUAUAAUAAUGUUGAUAAUUUGAUUCCUUUAGAGAUUAAUAUAAGUUGUACACUAAUUACUGUAUAUUUUGUUGUUGAUGAACAGCUUCUUAUUAAUAUACACUUUUAUCGUAUUUAUCCCCCUUGUGAUCUGUUUGUGAUGUAUUUACAUUUAUAUUUUGUCAAUUAACAUGUCUAAAUAAAGUACCUACUAUAUGAUUGGAAGGUUUUAAAAAUCA